This is a messenger RNA of Boleophthalmus pectinirostris (great blue-spotted mudskipper), 3988 nucleotides long. RefSeq names its product Serine/threonine-protein kinase pdik1l-B-like. Bases 280 to 1470 code for a protein of 396 amino acids. The record is from RefSeq and is a predicted model, not a curated record. Gene Ontology annotation, cellular component: cytoplasm; autophagosome. Gene Ontology annotation, molecular function: ATP binding; protein serine/threonine kinase activity. NCBI's taxonomy places the organism in Eukaryota, Metazoa, Chordata, Actinopteri, Gobiiformes, Gobiidae. The transcript is spliced from 4 exons. Gene Ontology annotation, biological process: protein autophosphorylation; autophagosome organization; positive regulation of autophagy.
AAAAGCGGGACGUUCCAAAUUUAGAUACGGAAGUCUGUGGCUGCUGCUGGUUUGUUGUCUUUUAGCAACAUUAAAUCCCGUUAACUCCGAAAUUAUACCUACUUUAGCUAGUUUUUGUUCUUUUUAAUCGGUGCCGUUUUCAUUUCCUUUAUGUUGCGGUAUCUUUAGGCUGCUGGCUGAUGCCCUACAGAGCACACGUUGACGUGAGUUUUUCUCUUCCUUUUAACAUUUUCGCCUAGCCAACGCCAUUCAUUGUGUGAUUUGUUACUCGUGUGAUAAAUGGAGGAGCUUUACACUUUAGCGAGGGAAGUUGGACGAGGCAGCUAUGGAGUUGUUUUCGAGGGCCAGAUGUCCAAAACGGGGCAAAAAGUGGCGAUCAAACGACUGCCCUGCAGCAGCCCAGAAUGCAUCGAGCUAUACCUCCAGGAGCUGUGGGCUAUGAGAGCUACUGCCAAAAACCACUCUAACGUCAUUGCACUGCAUAACUGCCUGCUCCAGACUGGGCCAAGGACUCUUAAGCCGCUACGACCUGGAAAACUACCUUUAUGUUUAGUAGAAAGUGUCCUCAAGGGGUCAGUAAUGGGAGCGAAACAAAGUCAAGAGCAAAGUAAUAGCACACAGUCAAGCAAUCAGCGAACAAGAAAAAACUCUUUGUCUAGACUUCAAGAUAGGACCAAUACAUCCCUAAACAAAUCUAAAAGCGAUGCUAUGACUCCACAAAGACCAGCAAAAAGAGCAAGGAGGAGGCCUGCACCCGAAGAGGAGACCCAAGGCACGCAGUUAAAAUGCCUGGCGCUGUGGUUGGUGAUGGAGUUUUGUGAUGGGGGGGAUUUGAAUCAGUUCCUCUUGCCCAGACCUCCAGAUGAAGAGAGGAAUCACAGUGUAGUGCUCCAGCUGUCCAGCGCUAUUGCAUUUCUUCACCGAUUAGGGAUCACGCACCGAGACCUAAAGCCUGCCAAUGUGCUGGUGUGUGUCACUGACAAAGGGCCUGUGGUGAAGGUGGCAGACUUUGGUCUGAGUAAGAUGGCAGAGGGCUCAUUGGCUGGAGACCUCUGCAGACAGCAUUUCUCCUCCACCUGCGGCUCUGACUUCUACAUGGCUCCAGAGGUGUGGGGCGGACAGUCGUACACUGCCCAGGCAGACAUCUUCUCACUGGGUGUCAUGUUCUGGGCAGUCCUGGAGAGAAUCACCUUCCUGGAGGAGGGCACUACAGAGGAACAACUGGGUGCUUAUGCGUGUAAAGGCCGCUGGCUCAUGCCCCUGGGCGAGGCUCUUUCUGAGAACCCGGACUUCCAGCUGUGCAUCCCCAUGAAGUUCAAGAGGGCGCCCCCGCUGCCGCCCACCCCCGGCCCCCACGUAUGUGCUCUGCUGCUGGACAUGCUCGCCGUGGACCCCUUCUCCAGACCGCGCGCCGACCAGCUGGAGGCCAGAGUUCGCACCGCGCUCAGAGAGGAUGCCCACUGUGCCUAAAAGACGCUAAUGGAAACUGCACGCCCAAGCAGCAUCAUGCUACAUUCAAGAGCUCAUAAAUAAAUGAGUAAAGCAGAGGACUUGUUUUUGUUGUGGUAAAAUGAGAGAUGAUAAUGCCUGCGUGACGUGGUAUUGAUGAGUGUUAAUGUGAUCUAGCUGCAUAAACAUCUUAAGGGAACGUUGGGAUAAAGGUGCACUAUGUAACUUUUCUUGUGAGUUCACCACCAGUUUGUUUCCAUGGAGAUGUUAAGGCUUUUACUGGAAUUUUCCACAGUAUGAUUUUAAAUGUUUUUCAAUUACAAGUUUUGUUAUUGCUCGAAAAUAUCAUGGAAAAACAUGCAUUCUUACUAUGAGCGGGGUGUCCUCUCCACAUGUAUGACCUGUAACUUUGCCGGGUAGCACAACUUGCUUAUCACUUUGGGGGUGGGCAAAUUCAAUGCCUUAUUGUGGAACAUUUCAGGCUAAGCAAUAACAUCUGUACGCACACAAGCAGGUAAUGGAGGCUACACCAGAAAAGUUAGAUAGUGCACUUUUUAAAAUGACUUGAAUUCAUGGUGUGCACUAAAAGGGGACUACUGACCGCCCCUUGUGAAAACACAAAAGGGACUAGAGCAUUUGAUACCUGCUGCUUUUCAAAUAUUUCAAUGUUUAUAAAGGUCUGUAAUUGCUGUUUUGUCCAAAAACUAUUAUUUCAGGCAAUUAUUUGACUGAGCAUGACUUGAACAAGCUAAUCUUAAAGAGCCCAUAUUACGCUAUUUUCUGAUCUAUGUUAUGUCUCCGCAUCAGAAAUAUACAUGGAGCUGUGUUUUGUGUCAUUCAUGCUCAAACCCUGCAUAUUUAGACUUGAGAGUUCUACUCUCAAGCAUUAAACGUUCCAUAGUUCCACAUUGUGAUGUCAUAUGGUAAGGAAAAGCUUCAAAACUACCACUACAUGGCAUCACAAGGUGGAACGGAGCAUUUUUAGAUUUGGAGAUGGAGACAGACUAAUAAUAAAGGGUUACUCCAGGCAUGUCCAAACUAUGGCCCGGGGGCCAAAUGCGGCCCUCAGACUUCCAGGUGAAUUGGCCCAAAUUUGCAUCAAUUAAAAAAUAUUUUUUUACUGCAAGGUUUUAAAAAUCUACCUUGAUAAAGCCGAUAUUUAAUAUUUAGUGUGUGGUUUUAAGGAUCUUAACAUGAAUAAAGUCUGAUGGCUCAUUUUAACAUGUUAAACAUGCACACAUUUCAAUUAUUCCCUGUACUGAGCACCAGUCUACGGCCCUCGGCUUUGUCUGUGUUUAGAUAUGUGGCCCUUGAUGAAAAAAGUUAGGACACCCCUGGGUUACUCAGACUGUGAAUGAAAUAAAACACAACUCCAGGUGUGUUUUUGAGCAGGUAACAACAUUAUAACAUGUCUUAAAGCUCACAAGAGUCAUUUUUGUAAUGUAGGACUUUUAACAAUAUAGUAUAGUUGAUGUGCUUUGAUGCUGCCACUUCCAACUUCAGCAUGAACUAAAAACUAAGCUUAUGUUUCCUUUAAAUUUUAAACUGAAGGACUUCAAAAUUAGUUGAAUUUUUUGACACGGAAAAUUUGUUUUAUAUUUAAACCAGGAAAAAACUAAAACUAUAUAAAGCCAUUUAUUUAGUUUUUUUGAGACCAAAAAUAUAUUUUUUAAAAAGUUAUGCAGUAUAAUAUGUUGAGUUCACACAUGAAGUUAUAACGGCAAAUUUCAGUGAGUGUUGUAUUUGUUCCAAUAAUAGUGUUAGGCCCUUGCUUCAGACCAUGGUAUCAACAUAUUUAAAAAUCCAGUGCAUUUACUCUUCUGCCUUUGUGCUGUUGAAAACUUGAACAAGCAUUUGUAAAUUGUCUUAAGUUUCCUCUUUGAUGUCUUUAAAAUCUAUUGGUGUAUUUUCUGUAUUAUCUUUUAUGGUUUAACUUUAUCCUCUAUAUUGAGGUUAGCAGUUAGCCGGAGCAGAGUGAGUGAUGGUGGUUCAUAUGGUUCUGGCGUACUCUUAUAGGAACAGGAAAUUAAAGCAGGCGAUAAAUCCACUCAUGACAUCACGAUUUCAAAUUUUGUCGUUCAGAUAUUGUUACCUCUAGUUUCAGAUUCAGAUCGGACUCCCACAAUCAAUAUCUACUUUCCUCUAACCAUUGUUUGUGUGUCAAGAAAAUAUCUUAUGUCAUCUAUAAAUCAUGCCUUUGCUCUGUUACUCUAACCUCAGCAUUAUUUUUCCAUUGUAUUUGCUGCUCCUCUUCUGUACAUGUCUAAACUAUUUGACUUUAUCUCCAUAGCCACCAUGGGCAAACAUUUAAUUAUUCCUAAACAAAAACAACAGAUUUUGUUCUACUUGAAAUAUUUGUAUUGUCUUAAGGUGCUACUAUUCAGUUACUGCUAUUCCUUAUGCUGGUAAUCAAGUGUAAAGACUACAUAAACAUGAGAUGUAAAUAUAAAAUAAAAAUAAAAUCUGAUUAAAAUAAAACUGUCUUCCAACUUGAUAUCUAUAUUAUAUUUCAAUCAGUAUGUAUUAAAGUUUAAAAAGU